This is a messenger RNA of Acipenser ruthenus (sterlet), 15081 nucleotides long. RefSeq names its product microtubule-associated protein 1A-like. Gene Ontology annotation, cellular component: synapse; microtubule associated complex; neuronal cell body. The record is from RefSeq and is a predicted model, not a curated record. The transcript is spliced from 7 exons. Gene Ontology annotation, molecular function: microtubule binding; actin binding. NCBI's taxonomy places the organism in Eukaryota, Metazoa, Chordata, Actinopteri, Acipenseriformes, Acipenseridae. Gene Ontology annotation, biological process: dendrite development; regulation of microtubule depolymerization; microtubule cytoskeleton organization. Bases 40 to 10281 code for a protein of 3413 amino acids.
AAUCUUCCCUUACUCUGAAAGCCCGCGGCAGCAGUUGUCAUGGAGAUGGAGGAAGGGCCGGCGUCGGCUCACCAUACUGUUGCCAUGGAGACCCUGGCCGGACCCGCAGCUGCCGCCGAGAAGAGAGACGCGCGCUGGGAACCCGUACAGCCGCAGCAGCUAAUUCAGCACCAAGGACAGCAGCAGCGUGCUGCAGCACCGUUCAACAAAGGGAGCUAUUACAUCCUUAUCGUGAUCGGGGAGAUCGCGACAGAGAACCAGCUCACAGCCAUCAGGGAGUCCAUUGAAUUGGGGCUUCGCUCAUGGGAUAUCGACCUCACUUCCUGUGACCUGGACCUGCAGCUUCGUCACUUUGUGACCCGACACUCAGCACAGUUCUCAGCAGAGGUCAGAGGACAAAGGACUCUUCACCACAGAAGUGAUGUCCUAGAAACCGUCGUCUUAGUCAAUCCUUCAGAGAACACAAUUGUCUCAGAGAUCCACUCUCUGAUUACCAACCCUGCUGGACACAAACUCCUGAUUCUGAGCGGGCAAAGUUCAGACCAGGGAGGCGAUCUUAUCUUACAAAGUGGGGCAUUCACCUUCCAGAACUUUUCAGAGGUCUUUGCCGAUCCUGAGGUGAGUGAGCUCCUCACCACAGCUGACCCUGAUCACCGGGCCUCUCUGACGUUGUCCUGUCAGGGGGAAGGGGACUGGAGCUCCCUGGGGCAGCAGCACCAACACUUACGGGAGUUCCUGGACCUCAGGCUGAACCCUGAUCCUGUGCUGCCCGAGAUGGAGGGCGUCUCGGAAUUCACAGAGUACGUCUCUGAAACCGUAGACGUGCCUUCCCCCUUCGACAUGCUGGAGCCCCCCACUUCAGGGGGCUUCCUGAAGCUCUCAAAGCCUUGCUGCUACAUCUUCCCUGGAGGGAGAGGGGACUCUGCUCUGUUUGCAGUCAACGGCUUCAACAUCCUAGUGGACGGAGGCUCAGACCGGAGGUCAUGCUUCUGGAAGCUGGUCCGUCACCUGGACCGGAUCGACUCCAUCCUACUGACGCACAUCGGAGCGGACAACCUUCCCGGGAUCAACGGGCUCCUCCAGAGAAAGAUUGCAGAGCAAGAUGAGGAGCAGUCUCAGGGAUCAACUACCUACAGCGACUGGAUGAAGAACCUGAUCUCUCCCGAGCUGGGAGUGGUGUUCUUCAAUGUUCCUGAGAAGCUGCGGAUGCCUGAAUCCACCCUUAAAGUAAAGAGGAGCAUCGAGGAGGCUUCCCUUACUUUGCAGUAUCUUAGCAAGCUGGGAAUCAAGCCUGAGCCUCUGUACAGAGUGGUCAGCAACACCAUUGAUCCCAUCACACUCUUCCACAAGAUGGGGGUUGGCAGGCUGGACAUGUAUGUCCUUAACCCAGUGAAGGAUAGCAAAGAGAUGCAGUUCCUCAUGCAAAAGUGGGCAGGCAAUAGUAAGGCCAAGACUGGGAUCAUGUUACCCAAUGGAAAGGAAGGAGAGAUCUCUGUUCCAUACCUGACGUCUGUCACAGCCCUAGUGGUCUGGCUCCCUGCCAGCCCCACAGAAAAGAUUGUCCGGGUGUUAUUUCCUGGGAAUGCCCCACAGAACAAAAUCCUAGAAGGACUGGAGAAGUUAAAGCACUUGGACUUUUUAAGGUACCCAGUGGCAACCCAGAAGGACAUUUCUUCUGGUGUGCCACCUCCUUUGUUGAAACAGACCAAAAUGAAGCAAAGGACAGACAGUAAGGAGAGUCUAAAGUCAUCACCAAAACCACAACCGGCAGCUAAGGCAGCUAAAAAGGAAGCAGAGGCACAGGAGGAGAUACCAGUGGAAAUAAAAAGCGAGCCAUUGAAGGAGAACAAACUUGAGAAAAAAGAAGAGAAGAAAGUGAAGGAAGUGAAGGAAGCCAAGCCAGCAAAAGCUAAAACAGAGGCUGCAGAGACAGCCAAACAGGAAAAGAAAAAACUCUUGAAAGAGAAGUCAAUCAAAAAGCACACCAAGGUGUUCAAGAUGGACGAGAAGAAAGACAAAGAAAAGAAAGAGAUCAAGAGGGAGAAGCGGGAAGUGAAGAAGGAGGAAGCUGCCAAAAAAGAAGAGAAAAAAGAAUCGAAGCUGAAGGAAGACAAAAAGAAAGAAGCCACCAAGCCAGAGUUGAAGAAGAUCACCAAACCAGACUUGAAGUCAUUCACUCCUGAAGUUAGGAAGACCCUUCACAAGGCCAAAAUGCCUGGGAAACCUAAGACAGACAAAACCAAAUCCAAGACAGCCAAGGAAGCUGGACAACAGCCUGCAGCCCCUGUGGCAUCAGAACCAGAAGCUUUGGUGGCACCACCUGAAGCACAAGAGUCUAUUCCCCCACCCCUGGCUGUGGAGGACAGAUCCAUUGUAUCAUCUCCAGAAGACCUAACAAAGGAUUUCGAGGAGCUGAAACAAGAAGAGGUGGCAAACCCAGAACUGGAAGCAGAACCACUGCAGGAAUCCCUUGUGGUAACUGGGCCUCCCGCAGAGGACACAAUUAUCCCCAGCCCUUACCAGGAGGAAGAAGCAGAGGAAAGGAUAAUUUCCCAGACUCUGAUGGACACUAAGCACCAACCACUGGAGUCUCCCGAUGAAGGAAUAACCACUACAGAUGCAGAGGCUGAAUCCCCGCAUGAGGAGAGGCAGGUAUCCCAGGCCAAAGAGGCAGAAGAGCCAAUAACUGGGGAAAAAUUUGAGGAUGAAGGAGCAGAAAUGGAAGAGGAAGAGGAGGCAGAGGAGGAGGAUAGAGAGAAGCAAGAGAAGAAAGAGUUGGAUGAAGGGGAUGAGGACAUGGGAAUGGGAGAAGAGGAGGAAGAAGGGAAAUGGAAAGAAAGGAUGGAGGAAGAGAAAUGGGAAAAAGAGAGGGUGGACAAAAAGCAUGAAGAGGAGGAGAUGGAAAAGUGUGAAAAAUACAUUGAGAAGAUUGAAAAGCAAGGGAAGGAAGAAACAAAGGGACUUGAACAGGCAGAAGAUGAGGAAGAGGAAGAGGUGGUGGAAAAAGCUGAGCUGGAGGAAGCAGAAGUUGUUGAUGUCACUGGUGAGGAAGUACAAGUAAAAGCUGAAGAGGGGGGACUGGUUAAAAAGGAUGAAGAAACCAAAAAAAUUGAAGAGAAAUUCCUUGGCAUAGUAGGAGAUGACCCAUACUUAUCUAACAUGGCAGCAGCAACAGCUGCUAUCACGGCAGCUGUACAGGGUGCCACAGCUGCUGAAAAUAUAUCCUACAUCCAAGACGAAACAAUCCCUGGUUAUUCUGAAACAGAGCAGACUAUUUCUGAUGAAGAAAUUCACGAGGAAACAGAGGACAGGAUACCACAUCUCCGCUACGAGGUUGGCGCCUGUGACAUCUCUGUGCCUGAUGUGACAGGCUCUUUUGACGCCAUCCAUGGCAUAAGGGGGAUGAAGGCAGAAGCCAUGUCUGACGCCUCUGAUUUGGCAGCCAAGGGCUACAUAGGCGUUCAGGACCCAACGUUAGCCAUCUACUCGACCAACAUCAUUGCCGCCCCAUUGGCAGAAGAGGAACAUAUUUCCUCAGCCACUUCCAUCACUGAAUGUGAUAAGCUGUCCUCCUUUGCCACCUCUGUGGCUGAAGAUCAGUCAGUAGCGUCUGUGACUGCGCCACGAACGGAGGAGACUGGGAAGAGCUCUUUGCUUCUUGACACUGUCAACAGCAUUCCAUCUUCCACCUAUACUGAGGCCACCCAGGGAAGGGACUACCUACCUUCAGCCGGGACCAUCUCCCCUACCUCCUCCCUAGAGGAGGACAAGUACUUUAAGUCUCCUCCAUCUGAAGAGUUCCAGCCCAUAGUGGCAGAUGGAGACACAGUGGGGAGGGUGAUGCUGGCUCCUGAAGAGGAGGACGAAGAGGAGGAAGAUGAAGAAUAUGAAGAUCAAACUCCCAAUGUUGAAAUGCCACUUGGAAAAAUUCAAGAAGGCUACCGUUCUCCGCAGAUGUCCCAGGAAAGGGAAAGGGAUUUGGAAAAGCCCCUCCAUUCAUCUGUGGCACAGCCCACUGCAGCAGAAGUUCAGCCAGUCGUGGAUGAAGUCCAGACUGCUUCUCCUCUCUCAGAAGAUGACUUCUCUCAAAAAACUGACAUUAAGCCCUCAUCUCCCCCUUUCUCUCACCAUGAAGAGUUUAGUUCUUUGGUAGAAAGUGAAGACAGAUGUCUCAGUCCAGAUGACAGCACUGUCAAAAUGGCCUCCCCUACACAGUCUGGUCCAAACAGUGCAGGACACACUCCUUUUCACCAAUCUCCCACUGAGGAGAAAACAGUAACCGUUGCAGGGCAACAACAGAAAGAAGAAGGAGUUCUCCAGCAGACAACCACAGAGUUAGUCUCUGCUAAAGAAGAGAAGGAGGAGAAGAGAGAAGAAAAGGAAGAGAAACCAGAGCUGGGUUUGCCAGUUGCAAUGCCAGACACUGACAAACCUGUGAAUCUGCUUGAACAGGAGGCCAGCACAACCAAGCCAAGUCCUCCUAGUCCUUUACCUAAAGACCUACCCAUCUCUCCAGAGCCAAUGAAAGAGGUUGAAGAAGCCGAUUUGAAGGAGCUGGCUUUUGCCAAGAGUGAAGUCAGUGAGGCUGGCAUAAGCAAGACAAGCUCCACAAUCCCUUGUCUCCAGAGCCUACCCAUGUCUACAGAGCCCCAAAAAGAGAUAGAAGAAGCCAGCAUGAUGGAUUUGUCUCCUGCCAAGCCAAGCCCCCCGUGCACAUUACCUGAAGACCUACCUAUCUCGCCAGAGCCUGUGGUCUUGGAGAAAGAGCUAGUGAAGCCUGUUUGUUCAAAAGAAAUGUCACCGACAGCAGUAAAAGAGGUGUUGCCAAUAGAAGGAAAGGAGGGCUUUCUCAAGGACAUGACCAAUGAAAAGGUUUGUUUAUCAAGAGAAGAGGAAGGAGAGGAGGAGGAAGAGAGAGAGGGGAAGGAGAGUACAACAUCUAAAUAUAUGGAUGAAAAAGAGAGUGGGUUCAUGCAGGAGGAGUAUACUUGUGAAACUAAAUCACUUGAGGAAGAGAAGAUGGUGGAGCUUCAUGCUUCCAUAGCUGCAAAGACAUUGCAAGAGAAAGAGAAUGAAAAGGAAAAAGUUGCAGAGAAGGACUUUGAAUCUUCCUUCCUUCAACCUGAACAGUUGAAGUUGGAAGAAAAGCAGACAGCCUCCUACUUGGAACAGGAAGCAUAUCCCAAGGUUCUUUACUCUGAUGAAGAAGAAGAUGAAGAAGAGGAUGAGGAGGAAGAGGAUGCAAUAUGUAUGGGCGGAGCAGGGUCCAGGCCAUUGUCUCUUGAGCCAAGCAAAAUUGACCUUUCCUCUCAUGAGAUCUCCUCCAUCCCCACAUCCCACAAGGCAGAGAGUAGUGUGCUUUUGGCCACCUCCAGCUAUGGAGCAGAUUUUUCUUUCACUGAACUCCAAACACCACCUUUAUCUGGACCAAAAGACCAGGUAACUAAUCUGUUAGGCAGUGAAAUUUCUCCUGAACCCAUGGGAAAAACUGAUACUGCCAAGCCGGUGGAAAUUGUAACAGCUCCUCCUUGUGCUGGCAGCCCUCCAAGCACAUCCACCAGCCCCCUUUCAUCCAGCCUCGAAAAACCAUUUUCUGAGCCAACAACUGUUGGCAAAGAGGACAAGAGCAGUAGCAGUGAGGGCCCUUCUCCAGUGGAGACAACAAUGCCUCCCCUCAUUCCUGGCAAAGCUGAAGAAGUUGACUUAUCACCUGAGGAUCCCUUUGGGAAGACACACACAUAUUUACAAGAAGAAGAGAAAAUAGAGGUGAAAAAAUAUGAAAAGGAGGCAAAACGAGAAAAGGAGGGUGAGCGGGAGGCAGUAUCACCAGGACUGCCCCCUUCCUCCACCUUCUUCCUUUUGGAGAGAGAUGAAGUAGCAAAGAUCUGCCAAGACAAAAAAGAUUAUAUUGAAACUGUGGGUAUGCAGUCUCCCAAAGAACAAGAAAAGGAAGAAAUAUCCAAGUAUUCUCCAGAAGAAAAAACUACAGCUAAAGAGGACAAAGAAGAAAAAGAGCAAGAACAUUUCAUUGUGGAACGAGAUGGUGCGAAGAUUGGUGAUGACAAGGUGGCUGCAAUGGAGGUGCCUGCUGAGGGCCCAGGCUCCCCCAGGGAGGAAUUGGAAGAUGCUUUCUCCAAGCAGGAGGAAGAAGUGUCAUUCAGCCGGGUGGAUUACCACCCUGAUGCUUAUGCAGGACCUCAGAGGAGUGUACAUUUUGGUCUUUAUGACAUGGAGAGUGAAGAGAGGGAGAAAGGACAGGAGGAGGAGAAUGAGAGAGAAGAAAGAGAGCUGACUCCUUACCCAGAUGACAAGAGUUUUACUUACACAGAAAUCUAUGACAACAAGCAAAUGCCUGUCAUGGAGCCUUUUUCAUUCAUCCCAACUCAUCAACAGCAGCAACACACUGAUUACUUGGAGAAAGAGCAGGCAUGGGAACAAGAGAAACUCACCGAGCCAGAGAAAAAAGGCACCGCUUCCCCAUCUCUUCCGGUCUCAUCUGAGGUCAAGGAGGAGCCUGGAAUGUCCGCCAAGGAAGAGGAAUCACAUCUGGACACGGCAGGUGAAAAAGAGCAAUCUUCACCAACAUGGACUGAGACAAAACUGGUUGCUAAAGUUACCACCACUACAAUAGGCUUUGAUGAUUCUCCAGAGAAACAGGCCACAGAGAAAGAGAAGGAGAAGGAAGAAGAAAAAGAGACAGCUAAACAAGAGAAAGAGAAACUGCUAUCCCCAAAGGCUGACAAACCUGAGCAACCCCAGUCCCCUUCUUGUCAUUUGUCUCCAGAAGAAAAGGAUCUCUUUUCGCACAGUGCCCAGCCAGAGGAUAAAGACAGCCAGGCUAGCACUGCAUCUUACACUGAACCCAGCUUGCAGAACCUGGAUGACAACAUCCUGGCAUCCAGCGCUGAAUAUUCUACCAAAAGCAGUGCUGCUGCUGGCAAAGCAAUGAUGAGCUAUUAUGAGGAGGGAGCCCUAGAAAGGGGAGAUACAAGGAUGCUGAUGGAAGACGAAGAUGAAGCAGAGGAGGAGGAUGAAGAAGAGGUGGAGGAAGGAGAGGAAGAGGAGAGUGCCAGUGACUCUGAUCUAGAAAAGGGUGCCAAGGAGAAAUCUGAGAAGGAAUCAAAAGGUGACUCCUGUUCUUAUGAGUGUUUCUCAGAGCAAGACACGCAUUCCAAAAUCCCAGAGAAGAAAGAGGAAGAAAAGAAAAAGGAAGGCUUGCCUUUGGAGCCCGAAUACAGCUUGGGAACUCAGGGAAAGCCAUCCACUUCUCCGUCUCCCAUUUUUGAGCCCUUCAGCAGUGGAAGCCAGAAGUCAGAGGCAGAUGAAUUCCUACAAAAGACUGAAAGCAGCCCUAGUAGCACAAGCAGCACGUCUACCCUGUACACAGGCAGUUACACAGAGAUCGGAAAAACAGAUGCAAAAGGGUUUUCUUCUGGGUUUGAGUAUUCCUACUGUGGAGAGGAUAAGGAUUCCUUCCUGACAGAGCAAUCUGAAGGAAAAGAACAAAAAGACAAGAGUCCUGACAGUGACCAUCAUGAAUGCACUCAGCUCCCAAAGUCCAGUGAAGAGAUAUACUUCCACAGUGAGAAAGAUCUUGAAUUUGAGAGACAGAAAACUCCUGACCUGUUGAGUAAAAAAGGGGGAGAUCUCUUUUCCUCUUCUGGCUUUGAUUACACGACCACAUCUGCCACUUCAUAUUCCUCUUCCUCCUCUUUUAGUUAUUCAUCCUCAACUUCUACCUCCCUCUCUGCUUACCAGCAAUUUGGCAAGGAAAUUGAUACCCCUGCCACCAGCUUCACCACACCCAAACCGGAUUUGGACAAUGCUCACUUUGAAUACUCCUCUUUCAAGGAGGAGAAAUCGCCAAUUACAGGAGCCCCUUUCUCUAGUGGAGUAGGAAGCAUGGUUAAAGAUGAGUAUCUGGAGGUUUCUGAGAAGUUAACUACGGCCACCACAAAAGCUGAAUCAUCAUCAGGCCUCACCCGAUUCUCCCCACUGAGUCCCUUUGAAGAGGUGAAGCCCUUCCCUCCAGUCUGUGCUGCAUCAACUGAAGACAAGAAGGACCAGGGAAGCUUGCCAGAUGUCACGGCACAGGAGGAGCAGCAACAGGAAAGCUUCCACAAGUCUGAAUGGGCUGAUGAGCCAGUGUUGGGUUUAAGUUCUACAAUAUCUGAACCUUACUCCCUCUUGUCUCACUCUGUUGAAAAGGAUUCCGUAGCACGAAGCCUGUUUGAUGUCUCUCCUUUGCUCCCAGCUGAUUCCACAGCCAAAUGCUCUUUCGAGGAGUCUCAAGGGGCAGAAGAGUCGUAUUUGUGCGAGAUGGAGGACAACACCUUGCCUUGCCGCCUUGAAUGCCAAAGAUCACCCCCAGCCACCCCAACAGAGCAGAAAGCUGGAGAAGAGACCCAUUCUGAGAAACAGGCCACAGUGGUCCCAACAACCUCCUUCACGUCCUGCACAACCAGCUCCCUCCCUGAUGUCCUGACAUCAUUCCCCUCCCCAUCACAGCCAGCAGUGCAGGCAGCUUCAGCCACAUCAAACGGGCCCACGGAGGUAAGCAUGAGCCCUCCAGGGGCACCAUAUGGAACUACAGAAAUGCCCUGCAGUGGAGCAGCAACAACGGCGUCAACUGAGACAGAGAAGAAGGAACAGGAAAAGGAUUUGGAGGAGGAGGACAAGGAAGAUGAAAAGAAAAAGGAGAAGAGCAGCACCUUGGAAUGGGAGCCACAGCAACAGCAGAAGGGAAUGUCUCCUGCUGUUUCCCCUCCACAUUCACGUGAGGAGGAAGAAGAAGAUGAAGAAAAGGAGCCUGAACGCCCUGUCCGUCCUCUUUCCCUGGCCUCUUCUGACCAAACCUUCCACUCAUCCUACUACGCCGAAACAUCAAGCAGAGCAGGAGAGGACUCUAAGCAGCCUCCUCAGGACUUGUGCCUGGGAGCCACCUCCUCCUUCUCUCCUUCCACGACUGCCGGCUAUUCCUCUUGUGAGUACAAACACCGCAAAGGGGAGAUUUCCCCAUCCUUUAUCAACCCCAGCCCGCACCGGCUCUCCAGUGAGGAGGAAGAAGAGGAGUAUGAAGGCAGCGACCAAUCACAAGAUGGCGAUGACAACCAACAGCAGACGUCGUCAGUCAAAAGGCGGUCCCACCAACAGCAACCCCACCCCAGUCACCCUGGGGACAACAGUGGGGGCCAAUCACAUCACCUCCAAGGUGCCAUGGCUGCUGGCUUGGGGGCAGCCGGCGAGGAGACUCCACCCACCUCUGUCAGCGAAUCUCUGCCCUCACAGUCUGACUCUGAUGUGCCCCCUGAAACAGAGGAGUGUCCUUCAAUCACUGCAGACGGCAAUAUGGAUUCUGAUGAAGACGCAGAGUUUCUUCCAGUGGACAAAUCGGCAGCUGUAGCAGGGGGCGGCAAUCACCACACUUCCUCUUCUAGAUCUGAAAGAAGCCAUGACCCCCCUCCCUUCCCCCUGAUGGACCCUUUCCCGCAUCCCCCACACCCGGACGUCUGUAUGGUGGACCCGGAAGUGCUGUCCAAUGACCAGAACCUGGCGGCCCGGACCGACAAGAUGCUCAAGAAGGACAUGAAGGCCAACAAAGGCAUGAGGAAGCCCCUCGGCAAGCCCAAAUCAGCCUCCCCAGGCCGCAAGGGACCUCCCGGGGGAAAGAAGUCACCCACUCCUGCCAAGCAGCCCCAACCUGCCAAAGACUCCACCGAGAAGUCUCCCAAGACCUCCUCCAUCCGGAAGAAAGAAGGCGAUAAGACAUCCAAACCGACACGCGCGUCCGACGUGCAGGGAUCCCGUGGAGAGGACAGGGACGAGGUCUCCAGAUCAAGCCAGGGACACAACCCCGGGAGGGGCCUGGUCAAUGGAGUCAAAAGCAACACAGGCUCCAGCUCUCAGAAGUCGAGUUCAGGGGUCCCCCCCGGCCCCCCAAUAUAUGUGGACCUGGCCUACAUCCCCAACCACUGCAGUGCCAAGAACGUGGACCAGGAGUUCUUCAAGCGUGUGCGAGCUGCUUACUAUGUGGUGAGCGGGAACGACAUGGGGAGCGGGGAGCCCAGCCGAGGAGUUCUGGACGGGCUACUCGAAGGCAAGGCUCAGUGGGGCAACAACAUGCAGGUGACCCUGAUCCCGACCCACGACACAGAGGUGACCCGGGAGUGGUACCAGCAGACCCACGAGAAGCAGCAGGAGCUGAACAUCAUGGUCCUGGCAAGCAGCAGCACUGUAGUGAUGCAGGAUGAGUCCUUCCCUGCCUGCAAGAUCGAGUUCUGAGCCCUGCGGAUCAUCCCUCCCUGUGUCUCCGUCUCCCCCUCCGGACCAACUGCCAGACCCCAGCUAGGACUGCAGACCAACUUUCUGCAGCACACACCACUCUUCUAACCGGAUACCCUCUGCCUGCGAGGAGGAAGCUUGCUAUUUUAACAACAUUAUUUAUUAAGGACACCACGAGACCCAUAAUGAAAGCUCCUCUGCAAAUACACAAACACAGACAGUGUCACACACACCCCACAUAGUGAGAGUCUGAUACACCCAUUGCAUAAGGGUUUGCACAUUCUUCAAUAUUUAUGCAUGAAAAUUUAACAAGCAGAUUUGUGCAUUAUAUAUUUACUGUACUAUCUGCAACUCCACAGACUCACUAUAUUUGAAAGUCAGAUCCAAGAGAUAGAUGGGUCUAUUGCUGAUGUAUAUUUCAGACAGUUGUAAAAGGGUUGUCUGGACACAUGCGUUUCAUGUAGAGGGAUGCACCAAACCCAACCUCCCAACACAACAUUGAACAUUUAAUUAAGCACAAAUAUGCCACAUGUUAUCGGACAGACGUUUGACAGGCUGGGGUACCAGCAUCAAUAUUUCUGCCAUUCGGUCAGACAAAUCUUUGUCACAGAGAUGUUUGGAAGCAGCCCUUCCCUGGAGCUGUGUGUGUCCGAGUAUCCUUUCACUGACCCCAGGGUUUAGGUAACUAUGUUUCGGGCAGAGGCUGGAGGCUGGCCUCAUCUGCAAGCACACAUUGUGUUUAACAUUAGCUCUGUUUUUUUUGCUACUUACACACUUACCAAUAACUCACUACCUGGCACCCAAAGUGACUACCUAUGACUGUCUAUGAAGCAACAUAGCUAAGGUGAAUUAAAACUGUCCUACCCAGUUCACAGCUUUUGCAUAGCAAAGACACUAAUAACCCAAGUUCGAUCAUCCUUGAAUGUGAAUGCUGGGCCUUAUUACAGAGUAAGGCAUGACUCGGGGCAGUUGUCAGAAAGCACAUUGACAUUUUAGACAUUUAAGGAAGUUAGAAACAUACCCAGAAAAACCCGUCCUUGAGUCCCUGUGGAUACCUCUUGAAGCCCUUCUAACUGUCUGACUGCUGCUUCCAUAGUCAUCGAUACAAUAAACCUCACGCCAUCCCUCUUCUGUCAAUCUGUGUCAAACAGACCCCCGCUGUCCUCAGACAGUGUCUCCACCGAUCACGCUUCACUGGCAGUAAAAUAAUAAUCAUCAUCAUAAUAGCAAACCAUUUGAAUUCUGAUUUAAGUUAUGUUUGACUCCGGAAGGACUAAAGACUGUAUGGCAACUUAUGCUGCAAAGUAACGCAUUUUAAAACUUUCAUGGUCUAGUCUUAUGUAUUGCAUUUAACAAAACAUAUAUAUUACAGAUCUCACAAUAAUAAUAAAAGGGAUUUCAGAUCUUGAACUCUUCAGUAAACUUUAGGUAAUGUAUUAACUAACUUACACAAGAUGCGUGUAUAGCUGCUCUUACUCAUUAUCUACUGAAAUUAAAAAAAUUGAAGUAAGCAACAUUUUUUAACCUCUGCCUCAGUAGUUCAAAAAACAGUCUGGUCACUGAUUGUGUACUCGGUGCAAGUUAAGGACUGAGCUUUUUAAAACCCUUAGCUUUUCAAGCUUCAGGGGAAAUGAAUGAAGGGAAUGCACUUAUACUGCCACUAUAGCAGAUGUAGCAAAAGUAUAGGUCUGUGUGAUGAUGAUGCGCUCCAACCUCGUGCAAAGCAGGGCUGUGUGGUUGCACCUGGUCUGCGGAUGGUAUAUUGUGAGUCCUAACGGAGAGCACAUCACAGUGAGAAGCGUAAGCACAGCGCUGCACUGGUUGCUGCGUGGUUUAAUUUUGAGGGCUGGAGUUUGUGACUGGUCCUUCUCGCCAAAGCUAGGCAGGCAGGCCUAAAGGGGACAAUAGUGAGGGGGACAAGAUCAGGAAACUUCAGAGAAAGAGUGGCACAGCCUCCUGGGUCUGGAGUCACAAAGGGCUUGGCAUCCUUGCUGCACCAAGAUAUCCCUUUUCAUAGCGAAAGAGUGCUGACUCUUCACUGUGCUGUUACGCUGUUUUCCCCCAAUGAGAGGUACUGUUUGCAGAACUGAGGCAAAAUGGAACUGAACUUGUCAUGAGGUUGUGAGUACCGUUAUUGGAAAGCUGUGUUUCACCAGCGAACACCUUUACAGAGACCAGACCGAUAUGCUUUGCAAAAGGAAGUUCGUUUUCACUGUCAUCGAGUGGCCGCAGUGGAGAGGUUGAGGUGCAUGGACAGAGAAGGGCAUGCAGUAUUUCAGCCCUCUCAGGGGUAGAGGCUGACUAGUGUGAACCCCUGAACCCCAAAAGCUGGGGUUUCUAUUUCUGCAGCCUUAGCUUGUAGAUGAUUUUAACACAGCAGUACAUGUUGUAUUGAAAUGUUUUAUUUUGCAGUCUUAAUUUAAUCUUUUUGAUCAUCUGUUUUGGUUGUAAAAGAUGCUUAUUGUUGACAGUAUUAUGUAAAGUUUUUAUUUGAUUUAAUUGUUUAGUCUUUUUCAAAUGUUCAAGCACAGCACUAACCAGCGGUUACUGUUCAUUUUGUUUACAUAACCCCAGCGGGAUUCUUUUGCAUUGAGGCGUUUGAGAGCAAUGUGUGCAUAAGUGGAAUCAAGAAAAAGGACAAGUGCUCUUUUAAAUAUUUGUAAUGAAGUUACUGUUUCUGUUUUAAAUGCUGCAUAAUGUUUAGCGAACAAAAGAUUGUUUGGGAAUCAGGAGUGACCGAGGCUUUGACACGGUCUGUCUCAAGUGCAAGGGUCAGGCAGGUUGUAAGAUUGUCUGCAUGUUAGCCAGGAGACCCGGGUUCACACCCUGCUCCUUUAUCAGAGAGUGCCUGGGGUCUUUCCUAACCACGAGCAGCCAGGGGCUCCAAAAGCAUGCUCCCAUCCAUAAGCUUAUCAUACCCAACCCCUGCACAGCUCUGAGAACCCACUGGUCCUGUAUCACUGCAGCGGGUCUGGUCAGGGGAGGAGAUCCAAUUCAUUAUCUAGCUCACUGUGCAAACACAGUACUAGCCCUUACGUGCAUGCAAUUAAUACGCAUUAAGUUAGUGGUUAGGCGUGUAAUGACUUUAACAAAGCUUUGGUGUACAAUAUUUUGAGAUCAAAAUUAGGAGCUGUCUAGGAUGCUUCUGUGUAUUUCCAGAUAUUUAUUUUUAAUAAUUCUAAGCUGUACGUGAAAUUGUGCAUAUCGAAUAGCUAACCACAUACAGCAAGGGGGAGGGGCCUAGGGACUGAGAGCAAGAUAGUUGUCAUGGAGACCGGGAGGAGAUCCUUUGGGCCUGUCUGUGAUGUUUUAUCCUUUACAAUUCAAAUUCUGGCCUCUGCAAGACUCCGUACCCAUUUAAAGGACACAUUUAUGUAGGACUUUUGAAGGGUGGUGGGAAGAGGCUGUAUUGUUUCUGAAGCCUUUUCUGGGUGUUUUGACAGAGUAGUUUUUUUAUGGUAUGACUAUCUAUUAUUUUCUCUCACUUGCAAGUCUCUUUCUGUUUGAGUGAGUUGUUUUCCUACGUGUUACAUGUCUCUAGAGAGGAGAGUUUUGCUCCAGUGUAGCCAGCGAGCUAGGUAUCCCGACCACCUGUUCUUGUCAAUGGGCGCCCAGAGGCCUUAGCAGUCAGCUAUGGGUGCCCAGGUGGGACACAUCUGUCAGUUCCUCAAUAAAAACAAACAAACAAAAACUAGCCUAGUUUCAGAAGCGAAUGCACUAACUUCAAUAACGUCCUUGAAUGUCUCUGUAGGGGUUUUAAGUCUAAAAGCUGCUGUGACUAAAGAAACAAUGGAGCAUAAUAUAUAUAUAUAUAUAUAUAUAGAAAUAUAUAGAAAUAAAAAAAAAUAGAAAAACUUUGUAAAAAGAACAAAAAAAAGGAAAAACAAAGGAUGGAAAUGAAAUGUCUGAAAGAGGUACGGUUUGAAACGACAUGGACCCACAACAAGGGGGACGUGUAAAAGAAUGUGAAAUGUUAUAAUAAUCAGCUCUUGCUGUCCGUGUGAAACUACUAUUUACUUUUUAGCUGUUGUCUGUUUAUAUAGUUGAGUAAAAACAAAAGACAAAAAAAAAAUAUGUUAAAAAAAGAAACAUUUCAAAAUGAGACAUCUGUACUUCUUUUUCAUCCCAAUGAAACUGACUAAACCUUUAAGGUGCUCCCUAGGGCUGCAGAGUGUCACCUGAGUUUAAAUGAGUCAAAAUCAAACUAAAAAACAACGAACAAACAAUCUGCCAGCUUGGGUGAUCAGAACCUUCUAGAAAACGCCUUUCAUUUUUAACAGAUUUUAUCUUGCAAGCAAAAUAUUGUUCAAGCUCAAUAUAUAUAUAUAUAUAUAUAUAUAUAUAUAUAUAUAUAUAUAUAUAUAUAUAUAAAUUAAAUAAAAAAAUCUGCUUACGAUUGCAUUUUCCAAAAACACUCACCCUGAUGGACAAAAACAUUAAAAUGAGCCUUGCUUGUUUCUGCAUGGGAUCUCUUCUAAGCUAUAAUCCUGUAUGUAAUGGUUAAAAAAAAAAGAAAAAAAGUUAAAUAAAAAUGACUAUAAAAAAAGCCAGCUGUCUCCAUGGUACUGAAAUGGCUCCUGUUAUCUGCCACGCUUCUUCUAUUCGCCGUGGGGUGUUGUAAAGAAGGCGCUGUGAUCGUUCUUCUUUUUGCGCUGUAUUAAUCUUUUAGUUUUCAGAUAUUUUGUGUGCAAUACUCUGUAUCUCUCUUUAAUCUACAAUAAAAUAGAACUACUGCAAAUUUAUUGUAAAAGGGAAACAGCCUGGUGAUCACCAAUAAAAUCCAUUUAUUGAAAAUCCAAA